Knipowitschia caucasica is the source of this 375-nucleotide messenger RNA. NCBI's taxonomy places the organism in Eukaryota, Metazoa, Chordata, Actinopteri, Gobiiformes, Gobiidae. The record is from the annotation of a GenBank genome assembly.
AUGGGCAUAGCCAUGGUGGAGUUGGUGGAGCCAUUCACGCUGAAGGGACAACGCAUCUUCACGCCCUUUGAGUUUCCAAGCUGCUCCUUUACUGACCUGGAGCACGAAGGCAGUAACAUCGGUCGUGCCCUGAAAGGACCAAUCCGGCGGUGCAGCAUGACCAGAGGAUCGGACUGCACCGUGAAGCUGAGGCCUGUGAUGGUGUACGGGCAGUUGGUGUGCUUGCCCUCUGUCAUUACAAGCAAGGUGGGGCUGCCUUGGUCUGAGGGCCCCCUUGAUUACCGGGGCAAAGGUAGACCGGCGUGGAGAAACCACAUCACUGUGGGCGGAAUCAACCCCUACAACGAGCACCUGAUCAUCACUACUGCCAGAUGA